Pseudoliparis swirei is the source of this 3963-nucleotide messenger RNA. RefSeq names its product kinesin-like protein KIF20A. Gene Ontology annotation, molecular function: plus-end-directed microtubule motor activity; microtubule binding; ATP binding. Gene Ontology annotation, cellular component: nucleus; spindle microtubule. Lineage: Eukaryota; Metazoa; Chordata; Actinopteri; Perciformes; Liparidae. The record is from RefSeq and is a predicted model, not a curated record. The coding region runs from base 487 to 3963 and encodes 1158 amino acids. Gene Ontology annotation, biological process: mitotic spindle assembly; microtubule-based movement. The transcript has 31 exons.
GAUGACGUCAAUCUCCCGCGACAAUGUUUACUUCUUCCUCUUCUUUGGUGUUUUCAUGGCGGUUAGCAAACAACCACUUAAACAACGUAAUGACGCAUUACUGCGCAACAAAUAAUUUUCAUAUGAAAUACGGAGGCAAAACAAAGUCGUAUAGUUUUCAGCUGGCUUUAAAAAACACACUUCCUGUUAUAGCGUACUUGUAGUUUACGAAAAAAAUAACAAUAUGUAUAUGUGUAUAUAUAUAUAUGUAUGUAUAAAUGUAUAAACACAUUCUAUGAAGUUUUUUAUUCGAGCCACAUAGUCUCGCGAUAUCGUCUCCGAGACCUGCGUGACGUAUCCUCGCUCCAGCCCUCUGAUUGGUCCUCUGCUCUCCGUUAAAAUCUAACCCGCGUAGAGAAGCAGCCCAAGCUAAAAGUAAGCGGAUGUCUUCUGGUUCUCUGUCUGGGGAAUAAAACACGUCGCCUGGGGAAUAAAACACGUCAGGAAAUGAUGGAGUCGUGUCUCGGUGGGAACCCGGAAAGAGUCAGACAGGUUCUGGUGGACGACAUCAAGAGAGAUCUGAUGGAGGAGCUCACUGUACAGGACGUCGUUCAGUCUGAGAACCUUCAGGUGUAUCUGAGGAUUCGACCAUUCACCGCAGCAGAGGACCUCACCCGGGAGGCCCAGGACUGUGUGACCAUCGAGGGACCCAACACUGUGGUCCUGACGGCUCCCAGGAACUGUCACUCAAACCGGCAGAGCGACAAGUCCCUCCCACAAACGGCACAGAGGUUCACCUUCACACAGGUCUUUGAUCCGGAGGCCAGCCAGAAGAAGGUUUUUGAGGGUUCAGUCCGUGGUUUGGUCCGUGAUGUUCUAACUGGAGGAAACUGUCUGGUGUUCACGUACGGAGUCACCAAUGCUGGAAAAACCUUCACAUUCCUGGGUCCGGACCAUGACUCGGGUCUGUUGCCCAGAUCUCUGUCAGUGAUCUUUAACAGUAUUGACGGCCGUCUGUACGGUCGGUGUGACCUGAAGCCGCAGCGCUGCAGAGACUUCAGCAGACUGACCCCAGACCAGCUGGCAGCCGAGGCCAGCAGCAAGAGGAGCCUGCUGAGGCUGUUUAAGGAGAGCGAUAGAAGUCAGACGAGUGUCAGAUCAACUUUUCUUGACGGCUCUUCUGACAGCAGCAUGAGCAGCAGCUCUGAGCUCGACAGCUUCGGUCUGGACGUCCAGGCCAGCGUCCGCUUCUCUGUCUGGGUCUCCUUCUGUGAGAUCUACAACGACAACAUCCACGACCUGCUGGAGCAGGUUCCCAGUGGACACCACAAGAGGACAGUGCUGCGUCUGUCUCAGGACGUCAAAGGAAACUCCUUCAACAAAGACCUGCGCUGGCUCCAGGUCAGCAGCUCUGACGAGGCCUACAGAGUGAUGAAGAUCGGGAGGAAGAACCAGAGCUUCUCCUCCACCAGACUGAACCACCAGUCCAGCAGGAGCCACAGCAUCUUCUCCAUCAGGAUCCUGCGGGUGGAGGACGUUGGUGUUCCCAGAGUCCUCGGCAUCAGCGAGCUGUCCCUGUGCGACCUGGCCGGGUCUGAGCGCUGCUCCCGGACCCUGAACACCGGGGACCGGCUGAAGGAGGCCGGCAACAUCAACAGCUCGCUGCUGACGCUCGGGAAGUGCAUCAACGCCUUGAGGCUGAACCAGCACGCCAAGGUCCAGCACCACGUGCCCUUCAGGGAGUCCAAGCUCACCCACUUCCUGCAGUUCUUCUUCUGUGGUGGCGGCCGCGUCUCCAUGGUGGUCAACGUCAACAGGAACCCGGCGAGCUUUGACGAGACGCUCAACGUGCUCAAGUUCUCUGCCCUCGCCCAGAAGGUGGUGGUGGUGAGCUCCCGGCCGCUGGGCGACGCCCCCUUGUCUUCGGCCAUGGAGCUGUCUCUAAUCAUCGAGGACGCCGACCGACGGAGGAACGCGUCGGGGCGCCGCAGGAGGAGCUCGCUGGUCGCCUGGGAGACCAGCCUGGAGGACGUGCUGGAGCACGGGGGGGGCGAGGAGGACGAGGAGGAGGACGAGGAGGAGGACGAGGAGGAGAGUGUGAUGGAAGGGACGGUGCUGGAGGCCGUAUGUGAAGAAGAGAAGAUGAAGCUGCUCCUGGAGGCUCAGAUCAGAGAGGAAGUCAGCUCAGAGUUCAUGGAGCUGUUUAACAAGAUGGAGAAAGACUACAGCGAGCGGCUGGAGAAGGAGAGGGCGCUCCUGGAGGCGCGGGCGGAGGAGCAGGUGGAGAUCCUGAAGAAGCUGGUGAGCCGGACGGCGGCGCAGCAGCAGCUGGAGGAGCAGGAGAUGAGCUGCGUCACACUGGACCCCAUCAGAGAGGACAACCAGUCACACACUGCAGUUGUACGCUUGGAGAAGCAGAGGUCACAUGUCCAGCUGCAGGAGGCCAAAGAGGGUCUGGCUCGGCUGCAGCUGCAGCUGUCUGCGCUGCAGGAGGUCAACCGGCUGCAGGAGACGGCCCUGCUGGAGCGGAGGAGGACGGGAGGAGGAGAGGAGGAGGAGAACAGGAAGCGGCAGCAUGGAGCUCAGGAGGAGGAGGAGGAGAGAAGACCAGCAAAGAAGAAAGUGCUGGAGGAGGAGAUCUGGAGGUUGCAGGAGGAGAACGACCAGAAGGAGGAAACUAUUGUAAAGCUAAGAGAGAGGGAGGAUCUGAGGAAGAGGAGCCAGGAGGAGGAGCUGAGGAAGAGGAGCCAUGAGGAGGAAGUGGAGGCACUAAAAAAGGAGCAGGUUGUUCUGGAGCAGAAGCUGCAGGAGCUGACGGAUCUGGAGUGUCCUCUCUGUGCGUCGGUGUUCUCGUCUCUGGAGUCGGAGCAGAGAGAAACUUCCAGACUGCUGAAGGAGAACAAAUCUCUGGUGAACGGCAUCUUCAGGCUGCAGACACAGCUGACCGGCCUCCAGGCGGAGGUCAGGCCGCAGACUGGCGGGCCUGACGUGUUGCAACAGCUGGACGUAGCCAAGUCCCGCCUCCAGGCCCUGGAGAGCCAAUCGGAGAAGGCCGACAGCAUCGACAGCCUGACUGGAGAAGUGGAGCGUCUGAAGCAGGAGGAGGAGGAGGCGCGCAGCGGGGUUUUCCACGCUGCCAUGGAGGAGCUGCAGAAGGAGAGCCUGGCGGCGCUGCAGAGAGACGCCCACAAGGCCCGACAGAUCCAGGACCUGCAGAGCGGCAGGAGGAGUCUGGAGGAGGCGCUGAGGCUCAGCCAACACACGACCGAGGAGCUCAGGGAGGAGUUAGCCAAUCAGAGAGCAGCAUGCACCAGUCGGCUCCAGAGCCUGAAGGAGGAGCUUGAGUCUGAGGGCGGAGCUCUACGAGGGAGAGUGGAAGAGAUGGAGAGAGCAGAGCAGGAAAUGAAGAGGGCGAAGGAAGAGCUUCAUCGAGUCGUGUCGGAGAAGGAGGAGCUCGCCGAGGAACGUCGCCGUGAGACGGACACGCUGAGAAGAGAGCUGGAGGGUCUGAGGGAAGACCUGCAGAGGAGGGAUGAGGAGGAGAACCUGGAGGUGGAGGUGCCGGUGGUGGAGGAGCUGAAGGAGGUGAUCCAGAGACUCCAGGAGAGGAGAGGGAGGCAGGAGGAGGAGGAGGAGGAGGAGGGGAGGAGCAGACCGUUUGAGGCUGUGAGGAAGGAGAUGGAGAGACUCCAGAGACUGAAGGAGGGAAACAGUCCGGACGUUGGCGUGUCUCCUCUGAGGUCCAACAGGAAGACCCCCAGAGCUACAGGGAGGAAGAGGAAGAGUUGUGAGGUGCAGGACUUGUUCAGUGAGAACAAGAGAAACAAAGUGAGAGCAAACCAACAGGUGAAGUCUUCUGUGUUGAAGGAGAAGACAGACGGAACUCUCCAGAAGAUCGGAGAGUUGAUCCACAGCUCUCCCUCCAUCCUGGGCAGCAAAGGUAACGGUCAUCUCGUGGUGACCGCGCUCCUUCAGGAGCGGUGA